Messenger RNA from Porites evermanni, 1831 nucleotides. NCBI's taxonomy places the organism in Eukaryota, Metazoa, Cnidaria, Anthozoa, Scleractinia, Poritidae. The record is from the annotation of a GenBank genome assembly.
AUGGCGGCGUCCAUGAUCAAAGUUGUUCAUCAGGUGAAUUUUUGUCGCUUUCUUCGCCCUGCAGUGAGACUUGGCCAAUUAUAUUCUACGGAAUCCUCACCAUCGGUGGUUGGAAAGCAGGACAAAGCAUUGGAGGUGGUGGAAGAUGAAGCAAAGGUAGAGAAAUGUAUCAAAAGGGAGUAUACGUUCUGUUUGUGAACAUCGAUUCAAUGUUGUUAUUGUAGCCUUCUUGUAAAAUUCAUCUAAAUUUUCAGCCAGCAGGAUAUUGUUUAGAUCAUAAGAUCACAUAGUACGUAAAAUCAAGAUAAUUCUUAAGAUACUGAAAAAAAAAAAUUGCAUGCGUCUUUCUUAUUUCCUCCUAUGCACAUUUCCAGCUGUUAAUCCAUCAGCAGGCUGUGAAUAACGAUUUAUGUAAAAGUAUGUGGUUUGUAUUUGGAUAACAAGUAGAAUAAGUAGAAUAAUCAGCAGAAUAAUACAUGCUCUUGGCUAUUUAUUUGCCACUUUUAUGACAGCACAUCCCAGGCACAUUCUACGGGUCGGAUUACAUAUGACUAUGGUCUCCUAUCCAGAAAAGUGUUAAGGAUUGAGGAAAAACAGUUUGGCGUGCUGUACAAUGUAUUGGUAAAGCACUGGCCAGUACCCCUGGCCUGUAGAAUGAGAAGUACAUUUUGUCUCUGUCACAGGAGCAUUAAUUGUCCUAUCCUAACUAUUUUGAUCAAGUUCCUCUUCCAAAACAUUCCCUGUAAUGUUACUCACUUGAGACAAUGAUUCUGAAGGCUUUUAUUACUGUAUAAUGUAGGAGGUAAUCUACACCACAACUGGUGUUCCAGACUGGAUUGUCAAAGAACGCAAAGCCAGAAUUUUUGUGCCAGCGAGGACAGCUAUGCAGUCUGGUACGUUUAACACAAAGAAAUGGCACUUAGAAUUUGAUACGAUGGAAAGAUGGGAAAAUCCAUUGAUGGGAUGGGCCUCAAAGUAAGUGAUUCUGUUUAGUGGUUUGUGCUCUACAGGAACAUGUUUGUCAUAGUUUAAGUUCUUGCAUGGAGAUACCCUCAAGAAGCAGAAAGCGUGUUUUAGGCCUGGUUUUGCACACUAUUGGUUGCAUUAGUGACACAAGAAGUCAAAAGAUUGGACACAUUUUAAGAUUUGAAAUUAUAAUAAUUAUAAAGUAUAGUAAGAAAGCAAAUAAAAUUGUUUUUAGUUGUGGUAUAUACUAUCUAAGUUAUAUUUCUGCCAUGUAACAUCUAAAUAUCUUAUAUUUUGUACUUAUUAUUUACUUUUUUCUUCCUCUAUUUCAGUGCAGACCCUGUGUCCAACAUCUCACUUACCUUCAGCUCAAAGGAGGCUGCGAUAAACUAUGCAGAGAAACAAGGUAACUGCAUGUUGUUUCCUUCUGAUAACAUUUUCAAAGAUGAAAAGAAAACUUGCAUGAUAAUAUUAUAUUACUCCACAGAGCUUCAAAAUCAAUAUUUUCUAUUCCCUGAAUUGGUCAACGGUUGCUCUGUUCCCCAAGAGUUAUACCAAGAUAUCCUAAGGUCACUUAACGUAAAUGGCCUUGUUCUUGCUGGGAUAAAAUGGCAUGAAAAUCACAAAUUACCUUUUAGUGCCCACAAAGAAAUGGUAGAGUUUAAAAAAUACAGAAAGGAACACAUUAUAGCUAGAAUUAAUAAUAUGUAAAAUCAAUUUUUUUGGUAAUUAUUUCUUUGUUUUGUUAAAAUAAUAUUUAGGAUGGAAUUAUGAAGUAGAUGAAAAACAUGAAGUCAAACCAAGGGCAAAGUCUUACGGGGCAAACUUUGCAUGGAGCAAGAAGACAAGAGUCUCAACCAAAUGA